CUGUUUGGGUCGGCGGAGCUCGGAAGCGCAGCAAGUAACAGGCCGGCGGCCGCGCUCUCUCUAAGUAAAUCUAGGCAUCUAGCCGUUUGGGUCGGAGGAGCUCGGAAUCGCAGCAAGAUCCAGGGAAGAGCCAACAUGGGUCCAAAAAGGUUCAAUCCAUUUCAAGCUAGUGGGAGUAGAGGGCCGGCAAAGCCGAAACCCUCACCUCGCCCCAAGGAUUUGGAUGGUGAUGCUCUAAUCAUGGUCGAUUGGAGAGAAGGAUCUAAGGGAAAGGAAAUCAUAAGUACUCCCAUCCAAAAACAAGAAGGACCCACUUGCUAUCACCAUUCACUAGGGGUUGCAAUUGAAGCGGCGUAUAACAUAUUAACCGCAGCUCGUGAGAGUUCCAUUAGGGUUUCUAUCAAAGAAUUGGUUGAUAAGGUCCCACCCCGUAAGGAGUUGAGAGGCAUUGAGUUGAAAAGGAUUGCGAGGUUCAUCACGGAUGAAGGGGCAAGUGAAGUAAGUGACUACAAACCCGAAGAUCCCAAGAAGAAGAAGAAACACGAAAAAAAGUCAUUUUUCUUCCAAAGUCAGCCCCAAGAGAUGCAGACCAUCGAUGAAGCCAUCAUGUUGAAAGAGGUUGCUAAAAAGCCUAUAGUGGCCAGUGUGGAUGCGAACAGUAAUUUGCAACAAUGGGGUGUGAGUCAAUUGGUUAAUUAG
Molecule: messenger RNA, 699 nt
Organism: Linum tenue
Lineage: Eukaryota; Viridiplantae; Streptophyta; Magnoliopsida; Malpighiales; Linaceae
Source: the annotation of a GenBank genome assembly